AUGGAAGAUGUCUGGUCUAUGUCAAAUGGCUUUGGUCAUAUAGGCCGUAAAGGCUCCUUAAGCGCUGCGCCUGGCUCCGGAGGUGUCUGGCCUCUUCCAGGGCCCACAUCCUCAGCUAAUACUCCACCUGAGCAAAUAGGAUGCGGCAGUGGAAAUUCUGGUAUUUUUACCCUCAAUAGUCAAUGGAGUUUACCAUCUGGAACUGGUUCUCUAUUAGGUGGUGCACCUGGGAGUCAAAUACCACCCCAACAGGCUCCACUAUGGGCCCCGACUGGUGCCCAGAGAUCUACUAGUAGCUCGGGGAGCAAUGUCGGUCAUUUGUCAACUGGGCCUCAGCCACAUAGUAGAGGCAUCUUCGGUACAAACCCUGGGCUAGAGCGAAAUCGUACUCUUUCAAGUUGGAAUCCACAGCCAGGUGGUAAUAGUUCUUCAUUAGUCAUGAGCAAUCAAUUUUUCAUACCACCAAAACGCAUUUCUAUUUCAGGCCAAGGUGUUACGCCUAGUCCAGGACCAAACAUUAAUUCUGAUAAACGAACAAACAGCAAUAAUAACGUUAGCAGCAUAUUGUCUAAUCUUACUAACACUGCUGUCCAUGCGGUCAAUACUACUAAUAGCAGUUCAAAUAAUGCAGGUAGCAGCUCUGAUAUAGAGGAUAUUAUUAAGUCGCUGGUUAACACAACUGAAGCAUGGGGACAGCGUCCUGUUGACCAGAGCACUCCUUGGGAUCUCUCUGCAUUAUCAUCAAGCUUAGCUCUGGCAGCUGGGAACUCAGGGUCUCUCCCCGGCUCAGGGGAUGAACCAUCGGGAACCACACCAGGAUCUCCCGUUGGUCACUCUUCUCGUGGCCUCGCUACCCUUCAAUCAAGUCAAUCUCAGCAGCCGGGUCUCUUAGGUAAUGCUGUAGCAGCUAUGAAUUUUCAGCAACAGCAGCGACGUCUUAAGUCUGGUUUAUCGGAUGGUCCUGGGCUUGUUGGUGGCCUUCCUGGAGGACUCUUUGUCGAGUCGAAUAUUUGGCCUAAUGAGCCACCAAAUGGGACUGGUAUCUGGGAGUCGCAUUAUGAAGGUCUUGGUGAGCGUACUGCGCGCUGGCAACAGGCACAACAAUCACAUGUUUUGGCUGCCGCUGCAGUAGCUGCACAGCAACAGCAAAUUGGCUACUUUGGCAGUACGAAUGUCCCUCAGAAUCAAUCUGUUUUUGGUGGAUUGAAGACUCAAUUACCGACUGGAUUAGCGGGAACUGCACUGGGUCAUACAAGCAAGUCAAAGCUUAGCUAUUUUAUUUCAUUAUUGAAUAAUAAUAUUAUUAUUAUAUUUCAUAUUAGGGGGUUGAGAUUGCGAAUAAUUUUUAUGUACAUCUAG
Protopolystoma xenopodis is the source of this 1359-nucleotide messenger RNA. The record is from the annotation of a GenBank genome assembly. Lineage: Eukaryota; Metazoa; Platyhelminthes; Monogenea; Polystomatidea; Polystomatidae.